AUGGUGGCCGAACCCGACCGCGCCGGCCGUGGGACGGCGCGCUCCCACGAUGACGCGCCCCCGCCGCCGUACAGCGAGACCGACGUCUUCUCCAGCGCCGGGGCGCCCACCCCCAUGUCACCCCAGUCGGCAAACGCCAGGCUGAACUCCCACGGCGACAACGUCUCGUCCGCCGGCCGCUCCGCCUCGUCCUCGGGCGAGCCCAUCUACACCCCGCCGCUGACCCCCCAGAGCUCCCACCAGCAAACUUUUGGCGACGGCGGCAUCCCCAAUGGUGGUAGCCACAUGGUCUCCCCCGCCGCCGCGGCCUACUUUGACUCCAGGCCGCCGCGGACGGAGGGCUUCGUCCGCGGAUCCGGCACCCACAUCCACCACACGAUCCGGGUCAAGGUCGAGAGCGCCCCAGACGACUUUCCGUAUCCCGAGGUGCUCGCCCGGCGUGACGUGACCGUGGACGACUGGCACACGUUCAUCAACUACCUUUUGCCCAACUUCUCUGUGCAAUCAAACUCGACCAUCAUCGACCGGAAGCUCCGGGCCGAGGGCCUCAAGGGUGACGAAGACGACGGCAGCAGUCUCGGCAACAACAAUAACAAUAGCAACAACAACAACGGCAACAACGACGACACCCGCUCGACAGCAGGUGGCAGGGUCCACAUAGAGGCCCAGCUGGACACGAUUCGGACGUCGGUCCCGGUAGAGACCCGAGACGCGGCAGCGCUCAGGGAACAGGUCGAGCGAACGGUGUGCGAGUGGAACGGGGGCUUUUUCGGCCCUCGAGACGUUACCAUCUUUGUGCAGGUCGGCCCCGAAGACUGCAGGGUGCCCGGGGCCUGGGACGGUGCCUUUGACCAGACCACCGCCGACGCCACCGCCACUCCUGGGCAGGGCGAACACCCGGCGGGCGGGUGGCAGAACUACUCGGGCUACCCCCCUCAACACCCGCCGUUCCAGUUCGACGACCAGGCCGCCGCCCAGCAGCGCAGCGGUUUCCGCUUCGGCAGCCUUCACGUGGGCCAAAACGGCAUCUCGUACGGGGACAAUGUGGUUAUAGACUCCAACCAGGUACGCAUCGGCAGCUUCACGGCCGACACCAGCGGCAUCAGGCUCAACGGGCGGUCGCUGUUCCCGGGGGUCCCGGGGAUGGACAGACACUCCCCGUCUCCCCUCCACCCCGCAACCGUGCCCCCUAUUCCCGGCCACCCCUAUUUCCACCCACCCAUGAUGUACCACGGGCCGCCCCCUCCGCCCGGGCCGGGGAUGGGCCCCUUCAGCCGCAGCAUGCCCCACAUCCCCGGCGCGUUCCAGGAGCCGGGCCCGUUCCAUCCGCAACCGAACGCGUUCGACAGCGGAGCGGCUCCCGACCGCGGGCGUGAGCCCGCCAAAGGCCGCGGGUCGCACUCGCGCAGCUCGUCGGCCUCGAGUGAGAGCAGCGUGUCUAGCGCCUCGUCCGGCUCGACCGUGUCCUCGGACGACUCGCUCCCGGCGUACGACGAGCUCACCGACGCGCAGCUGCCCGCCACGCGGGACCUGCUGCUGCGGUGGCUGGCCCACCCGGAGGAGCCCAUCACCAAGGAGAGCGCGCGGGCGCUCAAGCAGCAGAUCAAGCAGGCCGACAGGGACCAGCGGCAACGACAACAGCAGCAACAACAGCAGCAGCAGCAGCAGCAGCAGUCGUCGCCGCCCCAGCCCCUGGCCAAGACGGACCGGGCCGCGCUCCGGCGGGAGAUCAAGGACCUGAUCAAGCAGUUCAAGGCCCUGAAGAAGGCGCAGCGGCAGCAGGCGCGCCAGGUGCGCCGCGAGCGCAAGCAGCAGCGCCGAGCCGAGAAGCGCGAGCUGAAGCAGCGCAAGCACGAGCUCCGCAAGUCCAAGCGGAAGCUGAAGAAGGAGCAGGACCGCCAGGCCGCCAAGGAGGCGAAGAGGGCGGGCCGCGACCGCGCUGGGGAGGGGUCCGCCUCAGCCGGAGCCGUUCCCGGGCAUGGGUUCCCUUUCUUUUCCGGAGCGCAGCGAGCGCAACAGCAGCAGCAGCAGCAGCAGCAGCAGCAGCAGCAGCAACAAGAGCAACAACGGCAACAACAACAACAACAAUGGCAACAACAACAACAACAACAACAACAACAACAACAACAACAACAACAACAACAACAGCAACAGCAGCAGCAACAGCAACAGCGGCACGCCGACCCUAGAGUUGGAGAUCUACCACACGUCCCUGGAUCCUUCCCAUUCGAUGGAUCGUCCGGAGGGCGCGGCUGCGGGCCCGGCCAGCGGGGCGGGGGAACGUUUGGCGGCUGGGGAGGGCCCGACAGGUGCGGCGGCGGGCCGGGCCGUUGGGGUGGUUUCGGGGGCUUCCGAGGCUUCGGUCGCCCCGGAGGGCCGCACACCCACCACGGGUUCGGCGGACCCGGCCCCGGGGGCUUUGGCCACCCCGGGCAGCAGCACGAGUUUGGCGGUCGGGGGGGCUUCGGCAGGGGCUUUCCCUUCGGCUGCCGCGGAGGAGGCCGUGUUGGUGGCGGUGGCGACGGGGACCAGCGGACCCCCGGCUCCUGGCCCGCCGAGGGCGACCCCCACGCCGCCUCGCGCGCAAAGCACCGCGAGGCGGACCAGCUCGAGGCGCAGAUCACGCAGCUCGUGGCCAGGAUGAGCGAGCUCGGGCCCGAGACGAAGGACCCGUCCGCGUCCCGCCCCGGCACCGCCCGAGCCGACAAACCGGGCUCGGCCGGCGGCGAGGGCUCGGGGGAGAAGAAGGGGCUACAGGACGGACAGACGAAGAGGCACCAUGAAGACGCCAUGACGCUCCAGCACGAGAUUGCAAUGUUGGAAGACCUAGUCGCCCAGAUCAGGCUCGAGGCGGACGGCGACUUUGCGAGGGAGCUCGCGCAGGAGGAUCAGAGGAAUUUCAACGGGGCUUGAAUACUUUGUCAGGUGGUGGAUAUCAGGGCGGCGGCGGUUUAAGUUUAAUGGCUACAGUACCUACCUAGGUGCCAGGUAGUUGGUGACAAGGACGUCACUUGGUUUUGGUUAGCGUUCUUUGAUACCUUGGGAUAGACAGACCCAGCACUCGCUCCAGUUUGGAACAAUGUCACGCAUGAUUUUUAACGACCUAAUUUUUGUCUACGUCAGAUUACCUGAUAUAUGAUUCCCGCAUACCCAUGACCCUCGGUUGGAUUCCCAGAGAGAUGCAACAGAAAAAGAAGAAAAGUCAUAAUAUUCGAAUAUCCCGCACCCCUUUUUUUUUUUUUUCUC
This is a messenger RNA of Gaeumannomyces tritici R3-111a-1, 3246 nucleotides long. RefSeq lists its product as hypothetical. The transcript has a single exon. The record is from RefSeq and is a predicted model, not a curated record. NCBI's taxonomy places the organism in Eukaryota, Fungi, Ascomycota, Sordariomycetes, Magnaporthales, Magnaporthaceae. The coding region runs from base 1 to 2913 and encodes 970 amino acids.